ACAUAAAUUCUCUUAAACUAAGUACAGUCACAUAAAUUAUCCUCAAAACCAUAUCUCCAUUCUAGAGCUAAUCCUUGUCUCUCUUUGAGACUAUAACAAUGGCUCUACUUGACUUCUUGAGCCACUUUUGGCCGUCAUUUUCGGGCUUUGUCUUCGCUUGCCUCCUAGCCAUAGCGCUCCAAAUCAUCGUCUUCUCGCCGAUAUCUCCUGACUUGCUCCAAUUACCAGAACCAUCGAUACUUGCUUCUCUUCCCCCAAACACCCAUUUGCAGGGUGUGCGUAAGCUUGGAGAGGGUAUAGUGAAAGGUCCGGAAGACGUAUGCGUAGACAAAAACGGCGCGCUCUACACUGCGACAAGAGAUGGUUGGAUCAAGAGGAUGCACCAAGAUGGGUCCUGGGAAAACUGGAGCAUGUUGAACAGUCAGGCACUUGUGGGGAUUACAGCAACCAGGAGAGGGGGUAUCAUCGUGUGUGAUGCAGAAAAGGGUUUGAUCUGGGUUGAUGAAGAUGGUCAUGCGAAGGUCCUCUUAUCACACGUUAAUGGAUCUCAAAUAAGAUUGGCGAACGAUGUCAUUGAAGCAUCGGAUGGGAGUUUGUAUUUCAGCGUAACUAGCACCAAGUUUGACCUCCAAAAUUUGUUCUUGGAUGUCCUCGAGGCGAAACCUCAUGGCCAGCUUCUCAAAUUCGAUCCUUCAUCAUCACAAAUUUCAAUCAUUGUUGACAAAUUGUGCUUUGCAAAUGGCGUCGCUCUCUCUAGGGACGAAGAUUUUCUCAUCGUUUGUGAAACUUGGAAAUAUAGAUGUUUGAAGCAUUGGCUGAAGGGAGAUGAAGAAGGAAAAACGGAAAUUUUUGUCGACAAUCUUCCAGGCGGACCUGACAAUAUCAAUCUUGCCCCGGAUGGAUCUUUCUGGAUUGCUGUAGUGCAGUUGAUAUCUGAAGAGUGGGAGUUUGUGCACGCCUCCAAGGCAGCCAAGCACUUCAUAGCAACAUUCCCAAGUAUGAUCAAGAAAGUGAAAGGAGCGCACAGAAAAGCAAGUGUUUUGAAUGUAGGAGCUGAUGGCAAAAUAAUCAAGAAGCUUGAUGAUCCUGAUGGGAAAGUCAUUUCCUUUGUUACCUCAGCAUUUGAGUUUGAGGAUCAUCUUUACUUAGGAAGUCUCAGCUCCAACUAUAUUGGAAAAUUGCCGCUCAUCCGAUGAUGUUGCCUAACGUAAUGUUCACUUCAUUUUGCAUUUCAUUUAGUACUGGUUCACCAAUCUCAGUAGGUGUAUUUCGAUGCCCCUUUGCUCUUUUUAUGUACAAGUUCUUUGCCUCUAGUUUCAAUGAUAAUUGCGGGAGUUUUGGCAUUUCAUUAAAUCGUGAAGUUCUGCUUCUCUGCA
This is a messenger RNA of Eucalyptus grandis, 1376 nucleotides long. Its product is annotated as protein STRICTOSIDINE SYNTHASE-LIKE 4. Gene Ontology annotation, molecular function: strictosidine synthase activity. The record is from RefSeq and is a predicted model, not a curated record. The transcript is spliced from 6 exons. Gene Ontology annotation, biological process: biosynthetic process. The coding region runs from base 99 to 1196 and encodes 365 amino acids. NCBI's taxonomy places the organism in Eukaryota, Viridiplantae, Streptophyta, Magnoliopsida, Myrtales, Myrtaceae.